Messenger RNA from Colletotrichum spaethianum, 1695 nucleotides. RefSeq names its product saccharolysin. Gene Ontology annotation, cellular component: nucleus; cytoplasm; transcription export complex 2. NCBI's taxonomy places the organism in Eukaryota, Fungi, Ascomycota, Sordariomycetes, Glomerellales, Glomerellaceae. Gene Ontology annotation, biological process: mRNA export from nucleus. The record is from RefSeq and is a predicted model, not a curated record. The coding region runs from base 1 to 1695 and encodes 564 amino acids. The transcript has 2 exons.
AUGACGUCGGUCUCUCUUCCCCCAACCAGGCCCGACAGGACAUUAUCACCAUUUGGAGGAUCAUCAUCGGGCGGAUUUGGAGGCCAUUCUGACGCGGGGCAUCACGACUUCAACCUCGAUGGAGCUGGCGGUGGCAGUGGGAAGCGGUCGAAGCGCAACCUGACGAACCAGCCAUUCGAAAUGACGACUCUCGCGACGAAGCGUAAGGGCGUUAACCCAUUCGACGGCGCAAGCUCAGACGACAAUCGCCGGAAGAAAAACACGAAGAAUAGCUCACAAUCCGACUGGAAAAAGAAAUCCCCUCAGCCGCAAGGCGCGAAACCGAAUGGUGCGAAGAAGGGCCCGAAAGGUUUCGGGUCCACGCAGUCGCGCGGCGGUUUCGGCACUCAAAACAACAACAGCCACACUCAUAGCACAGAAUCUACCGAAUACGAAACGGACGAUGCGAGCGGAAAAUCGAGCGGUGACGGUACGCCGUACUCGGACAAGAUAUUCUCCCAACUGCGGAAGGAAGCAAUCGCGCCGCCAAGAUGGCCGUCCGAUCCGGGAAACACGACCUCGAAGGCUGCGAUGGCCAAGUUCAGAGAGGAGUACAAAGCAUAUCGCGAUCGCGCCAGAUCUUCUUUGAUGCGCGCCGGGUUGAUCGACGACCCAGACAAACCCAAGCGGCUGGAGGACGCGAUCGACUUUAAAGGCAUCUGCGACGCGAUGUGCCCCGACUUUGAAAAAAUCACCCGUAUUACCGAAUUCGACGUUCAAUCCGCCGAAAAAGACCCUCGGACUACUUUUGCCAUCACCUCGAAGAUGGUCAAGAAGUUGGCCAGAUCCGCAGCUGGUCAGGAGGCACCUCUACCCAUGGAUGUCAGGUCUACUGCGGCGCUCAGAAAAACACUCGACUACUUAAUCGACGAUCUACUGCAGACGGACGACAAUCUGCCCUCCCUACAUGGCUUUCUGUGGGACAGGACGCGUGCGAUUCGCAGGGACUUCAUUUUUCACUCGACAAUGUCUCCCGAGGAGAUGAAGGACCAAGUUUACUGCCUUGAGACGAUUGCUAGGUUUCACGUCACGUCUUUGCAUCUUCUUUCUCAGGAAGGAUUUGCGCCAGAAGACUUUUCGGAACAACAGGAGAUCGAGCAGUUGGGAAAAUCGCUACUUUCGCUGAUGUUUGCGUACGAUGACUGCAAACCGCAGGGCGUUGUUUGCGAAAACGAGGCCGAGUUCAGAGCGUACCACUUGCUCUUUAGUGCGAACAAGCCCAAUAUACUCGACGACGUGCAAAAGGAGUGGGGAGACUCUCGUUUCUGGACCGAAUCCGACGAAAUCAGGACGGCUGUUUCGCUUGUUGAGAGUCUACAAAGUGCCGAGGACUUUCAUGGUCCAUUAGGCUCCGGGCCAUCUAUGGCGGUAUCUGGUGCACACCGCACCUAUUUCAAAAUUCUCGCAAGCAAAGAAGUAUCCUACACGAUGGCUUGCUUUGCAGAGAUUCAUCUUGGUCAACUCCGUCGCUCGGUCCUUCGCUCCCUGAAGAAGGCGUACACCAGGCCCCGUCACGGAGCGAAAGAUAUCACACCCUCUACACUCAACCGCUUUCUUCACUUCGACACAGAAGCUCAGGCAAUCGAGUUUGUCGAGCAGCACGGCCUCGGCUUUUUAAAUGGACAAGGACCAUCGGUUUCUCUCAUCAACUCGUAG